Messenger RNA from Cuscuta europaea, 11861 nucleotides. Lineage: Eukaryota; Viridiplantae; Streptophyta; Magnoliopsida; Solanales; Convolvulaceae. The record is from the annotation of a GenBank genome assembly.
GAAAAAACGGAGACAAAAGUACUGCCAAAACAUGUACUGUAAUGAAAGGAUACAAUUCACAACGCAUUUAUAUUGAUGAUUCUCUUCAUCAUGUACAACACGAGUAUGAUACUUUUUGUUUCAGGAAUAAAAAACUCCCACGAAAAAAAACAAAAGGAAAGUGAACCGAGGACAGGACAGGACAGUCCGUGCAGAGAUGAACGUAUUAGAUAAUAGGCACAAAAAGGAAAAAGGAAAGGUAAAUUUAACCUAGAGGACAUUCAAGUCCGAGAAGUAGAAGAAUUGCGAAGCAAUAAAUUGAAGAGCCUAGACCAGGCACGCUGGAAACGAGGAAACAUUCUCCUAGUGUAGGUUCUGGAUUCCCUGCACAGGUCCUCCAUGACCUCGACAAAGAGAUUCAAGCUUCUGACUGGGGGGAUGUACAGCGUUAAAGGCACAGCUGAAAACGCCACGCCGAAGAACAUAUGCAGCAUCUCUCUCUAACCUUUCUUCGUCUUCGUCUUCUUCUUCAAGUCUCCUUCUACCUUUCCGCGAAUGCCAGGAAAAAAGACGGGGCUUGUGGUUUGAUAAGGAGCUUCUGGAUGUGUAGAGGAGUUUUCUUGUGCUGAGGGGCAGAAAUGAGAGGGUGGGGGCUGGUUCUCGAUUGUGCGGAAGCUAUUCGGCAGUGAGGUUUUCUUUCUUGGCGAUUUCGUGUUAAAAAAACAGUGGUGGUUGGAUUCUACUCACCUGAAAGGUCUUCAACUUUUACUUUUCCUCUCCCUCGUUAUAAUGCCGACAUACAUCCAUUCUCUAAAAGAAAAAAGCCUUUUGUAACCUCCAUUAUUGAUCCAAAAGGUGGAAUCUCCCACCCCGGAGCCCCCACACCCCGACCCGACAGAGCAUGUGAGAGGAUGUAAAUCACGGUGACUCAGUCGAAGGAGCAGCGGUAGGCCCAUAUGCCUCCUACGCGCCAGAGGUCCAACCCAUUUUAGAGGCUGUGACGAGGUCGCUGCGGGGACUCGAACUAGGGUUCCUUGAUCCAAAUUCCCGCGACUUAACCAACUGAGCUACCUGUGCAGGCUCUUCACACUCCAUUAUUGUACAUGUUUAAGCAAGAAUUAAACUAAUCUAAAAUUAUAUGUAUGUAGGGAUCGUACAAGAAACAAAAUGUAAAAACUGAAGAUUAAUGAAUGAAAUGUAUUAAUCUGAGUGUAUGAAUAAAAGAAUGGUAUUACAAGUGCAUAGAUAAUCAAACAGGAUUGAUCGUGCCUCCCUAUUGUAAGUUCUCCUAUAUUUAUACAACAAUACUAUUCUACUUAGGUGGUUCAACCGUCCGCCGGAAGUGUCUCCUGAUUUCUAGGCUCCGUCAUUCAGUUGGAUGCUCCUACCCAGUCUAUUCUUAUUCGAUUCGUUUGACCUUUAUUCAAUUGGACUUCGUCUUUUAAGAAUGGGCCGAUCUAUUUAUAUUUCCGUGGCCCAACAAUUGCCCCCAAUUCAAAGAAGAGGAGGGCGCCAAUUUCGAAAAAUUAAAGGGCCAACCGAUUCUUUGAAUUUUUCAUCAUGACAUCGCCUUGGAAUGUGUAAGGCCGUCAGUCGUUCAGUAUCAAUCAAUCACUAAUCUCUUCUUCCCUUAGUGAAUUAGUUCAGCAAGAAAAACUUCCUCUCUUCUCCUUUUGAUUUCUUGCAAAUCCCGACCAGCGCUUUGGUUCUUCAUGGCUUCACAACCCUUCAUUCCGCAACACAUUUUAGAUCCGAAGAACUCAAAGCAAGCGAAACUUUCAGAACAUCAUGUCGACUUUAUCAGGUCAUCUAUCGGCUUUCCCCAUGAUGCGAUUAUUCGUUUUCCAGCAGCGAACGAGAGGAUAGAUUGGUUCUGUGAUGGUUGGGUAAACUUCUUGAUGUACCCUUUCAAGAUAGGUAUGAAAUUCCCAUUCUCACGUUUAGUCCAAGACUUUCUUGCUUUCGUCGUAUCGCCUUCCCAAAUCAUGCCCCAAGUAUGGAGGGUACUCAGAGCUUUAGAGGUCUUGAGUGAGAAACAUAGUUUGGCCCUGGAUUUUGAAGACUUGGGUUUCACCUACGACCUCAGAUCUUCAGGAGCCGGUCGCUUUACUUUAGCAGUGAAGGAAGGAAAAGAGGCCCUCAUUCAUAAGGUGGACAAAGCUAAUGACCGGGGAUGGAUGAAUUUGUACUUUUUUGUAAACAAAGAGUCGUUAGGUACUGACGGAUCAUUCCUGGAAGAGAAUCUACACAAAGGUUAGUUUCUCUUUCGAAUCGUGUUUCUUGACUUGCUCGGUUGAUUUCCGUCUUCUAUUUUUGUUAUCUGAUUUGUAACCUCGGGUGUAGGUAAUGGAAAUGGGUAAUUUCAGAAUAUUUUCUGCGUUCUCGGAUAUAUGUAUAAAACUUGAUGUAUUUGGCAUUGUUUCUCUGUGACGUGCAGAGAGGAAGACUAUUCCACUGGUUCCCGGUCUGCAUUCUGAAGAGAGAAAUGCCAGGAUUCUUUCGUUCCCUAUCGAGGAUCGAACUUAUGUGAACCUGGUGUCAGACUUUCAAGGUACGUCACCUCUUCCUGUUGAGUCUGAUUAUGUGGGGUUAAGGCGGUCUCGCAGGCACACCCCUACCGCACACGAUUUGAAUCAGAAUUCACAUGUCGUUUCCGUAGAAGAUUCAGGUCAAGGAUCCGAAGCUUCCAAAGAUGAUGACGAGGGUAUGAGCGCUUUCGUCCCUUUACAAGUUGUUUUUCCAACUGUUAAGAAUAUUCCCGUGCCCCCAUUCAAGGAUUCUACUCCUAUUGCAGGUAUUAUCUGAGGUUUAUGCUCUUCUUUAUUAGUGCUGGAUCGAUUACCCCUAACUUCUAUUCCUCUUAAUUUGUGUAGCUACUUCAUCAAGCACUUCUCGUUCCGUUCCUUCUGACCACGAGUUGUUGGCUAUGGCAUCGAGGAGGAAAAGGAUGCCCUCUAAAUUGUCAGCAAAUCCUCCAAAGGUUCCCAAGUACCCAACGCCUGAUACUGCUACCACUCCUAAUGCCCCCCAUGCGGAGCAUGGGGUUGAUACCUGGGCGAAGCCACCACAAGCUAUGCACUUAUCACUUUCCACGGAAUUCUGUGAAUUGAAGGACGCUCUGACCAUGAAAGACGAAAUGGCUCAAUUUCAAUUGGCCUCCUCUGUUCCCUUUUUUGACUGCUUGCUAUUAUGUCUGGAAGACCAGGGGUGAGUUGAUGACAUCUUUUAUUAAAGGAGAAAUGACACACCGGUCAGCGGAACGGGAUGUAGCUACAUGACAUAAACUGAGGGAAGAGAUGGAUCCUCCUGUAGGAGAAGACGGCUUCGAGGUGGGUCAUUCCGACGAUGAGAUUGAUCUUUAGUGUUUACCGGUCAGAUGAUCAUGCUUCCUUUUUUUGUAAGUCUGUUGGAUUACAAACAUUCCGUGCUUUUGAAUUACUCUGACACUUUCCGACCUGCGUUAAGGGUUCCCGGUGGUUUAUCCGGGACUUAACGCCUUAUUGCGCUACUCAUGGUCUUCACGCUUGGCGGUUCAGCCUAGCCCUUUCCACACCACUGUGUGAGUCUGUCACUGUUUUUGCUAUUGCUUGGAUCAUACUUUUGUUCAUGUGUAUUCUGUUGUGUAUGCAUGCCCGCUGUUUAUGUGUGCAACAUGUCAUGCUGUGUCAUAAACAUGUGUGUGUUUUGGCCAAAACGUAUUUGGUUUCAAGAAACUUCAUUUAUGAUUUUUUCAUAAUGAGUCCCAUGUCCCCUGUAUGCUGAUGUUUUGUCAUAAGCAGAUCUGAUGUUCUAUCUGUUGUUCUGGUAUUCGGUCACCUGGUAUUUUAACCUGUCAUAGUCCUGCGAUGAUACCGCACCGUUGAGAUCGGCCGUUGACUUGGAGCCAACGGCCCUCCGACGGUCAAGUUAGUGAACGAUGAAUUGUAUUCACCAUAUUCAAGAUUACGUGAACUGUAACUAAUUACCUGUGAAUUGAACAUUCUCGUUUGCUUUCCUGUAUUUACAAUUAUUGUCAGGGUUGGUCGUUGGCCUUAAGCCAACGGCCCUCCGACGACCAAGUUAGCUAUUUCAUUUAGUAAUAGGGAUAAAAAUGUAGAAAAGAAAAAGAACUCUUGUUAAAAAUGAAAACGUUUUAAAUGUACCGCAUUCCAACUUCGAGGGACUCGUUUACCAUCAAUUGAUUCCAAGUGGUAUGCUCCCUGACCAAUGACGUCAAUGAUUUUGUAAGGUCCUUCCCAAUUAGGACUAAAUUUCCCGACUGCUUCAUUGCCAAACGCUCUCCUCAAGACCCAAUCUCCCUUUUUGAACACCUUUGCCCGGACAUUUUUAUUAUAGCUUCUCGCAUCAGUCAAGCUCUCUAUCGAAAUUUAGUAUUUGACUAAUUAUCUAAUUGCAUUCAUGCUCAUGUUUGUACUGCUGAAUAGGCUGUUAGUGAUUCUGACAUGAAGAUCAAAUCAUUAGAAAGGAAAAAUAUAUAACUUCUUGCUUGAAGAAGAUAACUUACCGAACAAUUUAGUUGCAUAAUUUCUAUACUAUGCUUGGAACGUACUUCUUCUAGUGCCGUCACUUCCCAUAUAUGUCCUGCCGAAAUCUUCUCUACUGCCUGAAAAGCAGUGAACGGUCAAAGAUAUGCAAAAAAGAUUUCUGCUGCUAGGUAAGACUUGGAGAAACAUUUGGUGUUGGAGACUUUGGUUAUCUCACGAAACUAUACUCAGAUUAGGCAAAUCCGAAUCAUCCAGCCAGUAGACUACUCACAUUUGGACCUUUUUGAUUGGGCUUCUUUUGAAUUAGUUUAUCCUGUUCAGAAAAACAAAAUCAAUAGGCAUAAAAGAGAAGUGUUCAUGUAGGACUAGUAAUAGUAAACAAACGGAAGAUAAUUUCUUAUUGAUACCACGCAAGAAUUAUAACAUGGUAUAACAAUUGUUAAUGCCCACCACUCUAUUUUUAAACAGAAAUAUUAUAACAAGAGGCGCCUCAAGAGAUCAAAGGCAUAACAUAUAUAUACACCUGCAUUUGUCAUGUAACAUCUCUCAAGCAUCCUGCAUUUCUUCAUCUAAGAGUGUGCUCUUGAUUGCCUUCUCACAAUGGGGCGAUGGGCAAAUCUCGGGUUACUGAAAGUCCAAAUCUUACAAUUGCAAUGCCUAUAUAAAAUUUUCCUAUGUUGAGAAGUAAUAGAAAACGAAUAAUACAUAACAACGGAAAAAACAUUAACAGGGUUCAGUUUCACCUUUAAAGCAGAGAAAUGGUCCAGAUCAUUGUCAGUUUUGCAAACAUUCUAGUGACUCUUGCCAAAAAAACGUCAAACUCGAAUUCUUGCAAUGAAUGUGCCUAGGCUGUUGGAAAAAUAUGUUAAAAAUUGCAUUAAAUGGUCGUUUUGGGGCAAUUAUUUGAGUGGGGUCCACUUCUGAUUUGGGUCGGCUCAAAGUGGUUUUGGAUUGUCCUUGUUAAGGGCUACAAUUCGAUAUAUGGUACGCUCAAAACGGAUAACGGGUGAAUGAGAAAUUGAUUCUCGAAGUUCACUCGUUGAAAUGGUAAAACUGGGAAAAUGAUGGGUUUCUAGUGUGUUUUAUACCACACCGGAAAACUCAAGGGAUUUUCACCCCCUUAUAAAGGGAAGCGUCUUUCAAGGAGUUAAGAUUCCUAAAGGUAAAGGCUAUCUCUUACGCGUAGGGGGGGUGCCGAUCAAAUCCCGAAACGGAGAAGAAAAACCGUGACUCGUGUGCGCGGGCGACCCGCGGACACGAAUGUCGUUCGAAAAUCUAUCAUUCAAAGGUACGAUUUAGUUUUGGUUUCUUCCCGUAACGCUCGAGGUCUUCUGUUCGCAACAUAGACGCUCGAGCUAUUCUGGACCGUUACAGUAAUAAAUGCCCAACAUUCUUAUCUUUUAAUGCCGCGUUAAAUGGACAGUUUAUGGACGAUACAAUGCCCAACGGACUGAUCAUUGAUGUCCAACUCUCAGGUCCAUUAACACUACAUUUAACACACAACGCGAUGCAUCUACUUUGGGCAACCAAGGGGCAAUCCCUAUGGUUACCGUGCCAAGCAACUCUGUGGAGAAACCCGAAAAAUUUAAUGGGUUAAACUUCAAGAGGUGGCAACAAAAGAUGCUAUUUUACCUCACUACUCUCGGUCUUGCUAGGUUCUUGACCGAGGAUGCGCCGGUAGUAACCGGGGGUGAGGUAGAUGUGCAAUCUCUCAAUGUGGUUGAGGCAUGGAAGCACUCGGACUUUCUUUGCCGAAACUACGUGUUGAACAGGCUGCAUGAUGCUUUGUACGACGUGUAUAUCAAACUAGCUACAGCUAAGGAGCUAUGGAAUGCUUUGGACCACAAAUAUAAAAGCGAGGAUGCCGGCGCAAAGAAAUUUGUUGUUGGUUGAUUCCUUGAUUUUAAAAUGGUGGAUUCAAAGACGGUCUUGAGUCAAGUUGAGGAAAUGCAAAUGAUCUUCAACGAAAUUCGAGAUGAAGGAAUGACAGUUAGUGAGUCUUUCCAAGAGGCGCCAAUUAUCCAUUUAUUGCCGCCGGCUUGGAAGGAUUUCAAGAACUACCUUAAGCAUAAGCGAAAGGAAAUGAACUUGGAGCAAUUGAUCCUCCAUCUGCGGAUUGAAGAGGAUAACCGGAAGAACGAUGGGAAACUCCCAAUCGUUACCAGCGCCAAGGCCAACGUGGUGGAGCAUGCUAAAGGCUCCAAAAAUAAAAAUAAUGGGAAGAGCAAGCUCGGUUCCAAGGAAGGCGUUUCCAAGACAAAGUUCAACGGAAAAUGCUUCAAUUGCAAUAAAAACGGACACAAGUCCGCGGAUUGCAAGGCACCCAAGAAGAAGAGGGACUCUCAAGUCAACUUGGUGCAAGGUGGGCAAAAGGAUGAAGACAUCAUCCUUGCGGCUGUGGUGACCGAUGUCAACCUCGUUGGAUCCAAUUCCAAGGAGUGGUUCGUGGACACCGGUGCUACCCGGCAUAUUUGCUCAAACCGGGAGUUAUUCACUACUUUUGAGCCAUCAAACGGUGAAAAGGUGUGGAUGUGAAAUUCUGCUCAUUCCGCGGUUGAAGGCGUGGGCAAAGUGGUCCUAAAGAUGAGUUUGGACAAGGAGCUGACUCUCAACCAAGUGCUGUUCGUUCCGGAGAUACGCAAAAACCUGAUCUCCGGCUCGUUGUUGAACAAGCAUGGCUUCCGCAUGGUCUUUGAGUCGGACAAACUAGUUUUGUCUAAAUCAGGAAUGUAUGUGGGCAAAGGGUAUGCAUGUGAUGGGCUGUUUAAGCUCAAUGUAACGACUAUUAUUAUUAAGAAUAAUAAUAAAAUCCCUUCUGCUUACUUGCUUGAGUCUUCUAAUGUGUGGCAUGGUAGACUAUGACAUGUUAAUUUUAAUUCUAUAUGUAGAUUAAUUAACAUGGAACACAUUUCUAAAUUCACAAUUGAUGUGAAGCACAAAUGUGAAGUUUGUGUAGAGGCAAAACUUACGAAAAUGUCUUUCAAAUCGGUUGAAAGAAAAACGGAACCACUUGAAUUAAUUCAUAGUGACGUUUGUGAUUUUAAAUCAAUACAAACACGCGGCGGUAAUAAAUAUUUUAUUACUUUUAUCGAUGAUAGCACUCGCUAUAUCUAUGUUUAUUUGUUAAAAAAUAAACACGAAGCAAUCGAUAAAUUCAUUCUUUAUAAGAAUGAAGUGGAAAACCAACUUAAUCGACGGAUUAAAACGGUUAGAAGUGAUCAAUGUGGUGAGUAUGAAGCACCAAUUGGUGACUUUUGCGCGAGCGUGGGUAUAGUACAUGAACGUACUGCACCCUAUUCACCUCAAUCAAACGGUGUUGCCGAACGAAAGAAUCGCACAUUGAAAGAUAUGAUGAAUGCGAUGUUUGUAAGUUUGGGCCUGCCACAAAAUAUGUGGGGCGAAGCAGUCUUGUCAAGCAAUUACCUUUUAAAUAAGGCAUCCCGGAAAAAAUAUGAUAAAACUCCCUAUGAGUUGUGGAAAGGUAGACGGCCUUCCUAUCAAUAUUUGAAAGUGUGGGGGUGUCUUGCUAAGGUGCUUGUACCAACACCUAAAAAAAUAAAAAUAGGUCCAAAAACGGUGGAUUGUAUUUUUAUUGGAUAUGCACAAAAUAGUAGUGCUUAUCGGUUUUUAGUGUACGAUUCGAAUAAUACGGAUGUACAUAAAAACACAAUAAUUGAAUCAAGGAAUGCAUCAUUCUUUGAAGAUGUAUUUCCAUGCAAGUCCAACGAAGGACCAAGCACGUCAAAACGAACAUUUGACGUAGCUAUGGGAAAUACUAGCGAGGGGUCCGGAGAAUAACCCGAACCCAGACGUAGCAAACGUGCUAGAGUUGAAAAAUCCUUCAGACCGGAUUUUCUCACCUACUUGGUAGAAUUUGACUCGGAUAUUCUAACAUGUAUGGUAGAAAAUGAACCGGAUUUUUUAACAUGUUUGGUAAAAAAUGAACCACAGACUUAUACGAAAGCCGUGACGUCUACCGAAGGUCCUAUGUGGAAAGAAGCCAUCAAAAGCGAGGUGGACUCUAUCCUUAAACAUCACACAUGGGAAUUGGUUGACCUUCCUCCGGGAAAUAAACCUUUGGGAUCCAAGUGAAUUUUUAAACGAAAAAUGAAACAUGACGGUUCCAUCGAUAAGUACAAGGCCAGACUUGUAAUCAAAGGAUACAAGCAACGUGAGGGCCAUGAUUACUUUGACACGUAUUCUUCUGUGACGAGAAUAAAUUCCAUUAGGAUGAUACUAGCAAUUGCCGCACUGCGGAAAUUGAAAGUUUAUCAAAUGGACGUAAAAACCGGUUUUCUAAAUGGCGAUAUAGACGAAGAAAUCUAUAUGGAACAGCCCAAAGGCUUUCGUGUUCCUAGCCAAGAAAGGAAAGUGUGUAAAUUAGUUAAAUCAUUGUUUGGAUUGAAACAAGCUCCUAAACAGUGGCAAAAAAGUUCGACCAUACAAUGUUAAUUAAGGGGUUUAAAAUAAACGAAAGUGACAAAUGCGUCUAUGUGAAGAGCACGGUAGACGGCUAUGAAAGUAAUUUAGCUACCCAACAUCCGGGGUAAAAGUGUAAAACAACCUGAUACUUUCUAAAGGGGGAGAUUAAGUGCUACUCCCUCCGUCCCUUAAAACAUUGUCAUCUUUCUUUUUUGGGACGUCCCAAAAAACUUUUCCACUUUCCUUUUUAAUCAAUUAUUUUGUGUUUUCUGUUAUUUCUCUCUCCUCUGCACAAACUUCCACCACUUUCCUUUUUAUUUUAUUAUUCUCCGUGCCGGUCAACUUUUGCAAAGUUUUAAGGGACAGAGGUAGUACCCCUCGAAGCAUUGUACUAACUUUUUCACAGCCUCCAACAUAAUGGGAAAAUAGUCAGAGAACACAUAUGCGAAGAAUGGAAAUGAAGUUGUGAACAGUUAUCUUGAUGGAAACCUUCUCAAGUGUUGCAAAAGUGGAACAGGCAGCUUCUUGUACUCACUUGUUAUCACCCAGUGUUCUUCGCAGAAGGCCAAUAAAAAUGUUAUUAAAUUGUUCGUGUCCUUGUUGAUGAUCUAUGCUUUGAAAUAGAGAUGCCAAUAUAUCAGAUUUUAUCAAUCCAAAAGUCUAAUACUCACUUGUUAUCAGUCUAAUACAAAUGCCUCGACUCUCUCACCAGAACAACAAAUUUGCUAAAGCGUGACAAGGUCCAGUAGAAGAUACUUCGUAUAAGCGGAAAGGUUAUAUAUACAUGGCGUUACUCCAAAUCCCGAAUCAAUUAAAUUUGUUAAUUACAUUGUAUGGUUGAGAGUUAUUUAUGCUCACCAAAGCUGUUACUAACACAAGAAACUUGUAUGUAGAGAUCCAUUACUACAAGCGAAGGAAAAAGGGGAACACAAAGUAGUAACAUAUGAUUAAUUGACAGCCACUAAAGUGGUGAGGAAAGGGAAGUUCAAAGAGGUUAAAUAAAAUUAGAAAUGGUAAGGACAAAUUUCAAUUGGUGAGAGUUACUGCAUGAUUGAACUGUUACUCCAAAGGCAUUGAAAGGAAUUAGGAAUAAAAUAACCAAAAUGUGUUGACUGACUGACUGAAUGGUGAUUCUUAUGACUACUGGUCAGUCAGUGGUGCUACAACAAGUGGUAAGAGUUUGCAUUAUGCGGUCCGAACAUGGUUGAGAAAUCAAAAGGAUUAGGCAUUCUGGCUUUAUUCAGUUGGUCACAUGCACCCUUAAAUGUAAUUAAGGGUCAUUUUGCACUUCGAUUAGCUUCUCAGAGUUUUGUCGAAUUUAUGUCAAGACUUUGGAUGGUACAGACUUUUCAAUGAGAUCUUAGGAGGGAGACUGCCUGUUUUUAGAAGAGUCAAGCAAUUGAUUUUAUGCUAAAGUUCAGGAGAGGUGAAUGAUAUAUUCCCCUUUUAAAACCAAUUCUAUGUUCAAAUCGGCAAAUCCUACCAACUUUUAAACAAUAUCUCUGUAACCACUACGGUAAUUUGCUUCUCAAAAGCACAAACAAACACAACAAAACCCCAUUUAAAUAUGUAAUAAGUUGUUCAAAGCUUGCUUUUAUCGGCUUUAUAUUAGACUACAUAGUAUAUUAAUAAUGAAUGCAAGAUAAAACAAACAUGUUUCUUACAAUCUUAAUUCAUGACUCAUGUCAUAUUUGCGAUAUCUAUCCAAAACAAUCCGAUGAUACUUUUUUUACAACAGAUACGGAAUUUAAAUCUGAAGGUCUUUCUGAUUGAAUUUUCCAUCCCAAGUUACAGGUUAAACAAAUAUACUAGGUUGCCAAAGAGUUUAAUACCUCAGGAUAACACAAGUAUUUAAUUAGAGCAGGAAAUACCUCACAAUAGGUUUUCCACAUAGUAUUGCAUCCAUUUACCCAUUUCAAGUUACAUUGCGCACGCCACUUUCGCUGUAAACAUCCAAGAAAAUUUCCAUUUACUAGAAAGCUUCUCAUGUAUAUAAACCUAGACUAGAUAACUGCAACCAUAAAACUAUAUCAACAACAAUGUAAGAGUACUCCCUCCGGUUGAUAAUUAACUUUUAGUGAUUCACAAUUUCCUUUCAUCCAUCCCGAUAUCGUUUCUCAAUUUCCCUUUUAAGGAAGAAUAGUGUGGUUCAUGUUGCUCUAUCUCUUCUGUAUAACUCUCAAUACACACUUCAUGUUUUCUAAAUUCACAUGCUUACUAUAAAUGGUGCAGUAAUAUAAGGAAAUAAGGAGUAUGAAGUAUGUAAAAUAGUUUAUUAUGGUUAAUUUUGUAGAAUGUCAGAUUAUAAUGGGAGACCAUUAUGCAAAAUACUACUUCUUAGUACAUAAUUACCGCAUGUUGAAACCUAUAUUUGAGAUGGUUCUCGAUUAGCAUGUCAUCUUAGAGAAGGAGUUCAUCCCGUCAUAAUAAUAACGAACACAGCAUUUCCUGAUUACACUUCAAAUUUUCUCGAUUAAUUCACGAUCACACCAUCGCCAAUGGCUUAUUUUAAAUUAUUUUAAGAAACCUGAGCAGAAAAACAAUUUAUGAGCCCCGUGGGCUUAGAUUUGUAUAACUAAGGCGUGACUACGGAGAGACGUAUACUUUACUAUUUGGGCUCUACAAAGUUUCCCACACCGGUAGUUUACAAAACAGAAAGACUAAAUAAAAAGAAGAAGAUGAGAUUCAUGGUCACGACCUUACUUGAACAGGAUCUGUUCUAUAGGAUCGUACCUCUGAAUCCUUGAAUUAUAGGAGAUCGGAAAUCAAUCCUGGUUGAUGACUGAAAGCCGGAAGGUUAGAGCGUGAUUUAACAGCUUCUUCUCGGCUUUGGGUUGAGCUGUAGAGGAUCGUUCUCAGCUGUUUACGGUUGGGAUGACCUUUGGGCUGUCUGACAGGUCCUUACUUUUUUUUGUUACCCAUAUGUUUUAGCGUUACAACUCCAUUUACUUGAUUGACUAUUGGGAAAGUUCCCGA